AUGUCUGUGUCCUCGGGCGACUCGGACAUGGAUAACCCAAGGUCGUCACUAGGCCCCGACCUGAUGGACGAAGACCAGUCGCUUAUCCCCAGCGCACGAGACGUUGUGCAUAGCAUGUUGAAUGGAAUCAAGGAUGACAAAGACAAGUUGCUGCUUACGUCAAACGUCUUCUGUCUACUACAGCAUGUUCAAUCCCAGGUUUUCAAAAACGAAGCUUGCAUUAACGCGAUAGCGGCUGCAGUGUCGGAGGUCUCACGCCUAGAGGACAAACAAGAAAAAGACGUGUCGGUUCCCCCACAUAUUCCAAAGGAACAAGCGAAGAAAUGGGUACAUCUGUACUAUGAGUCGUAUCAAUUUGAGGGGUUUCGGAUUCCUUUGGAGAAGAGCUUUCUCUUAAGCUUCCCGGACUUACUGGAGAUACGUCACGUCAGCUUGGAUGCUACGUCAACACUCAUUUAUUACAGUGUGCUGCUUCAAGGGAUUUUGAUGGAUCCAGAUAACACUGUGCAAAGGGGUGGCAUCGUACGAUCGAUUUAUCGGACAAGCAUAGGAUUGGUGGACAGCUGGUUGGAUCAGAUAAAGAAUACCCCAGAGGACCUGUUUGCCGCUUUUCUGAUGAUAUCGAUGGCGCUGGAAGGCUGCAAUAGUGAACUCUCGUGGAAGAUCUUCGGUCACGCCUGCAGCAUUGCUAGGGCUCUUGGAUAUUUCUCCCUUGAUGGGGACCCUAAAGGGCCUGACGGACACAUCGGUCCACCGCAGGAGUCCUCCCAACACAGAAAUGAGGUAGAGCGAAAUCGAAUGCGAUUCGAAUUUUGGCACCUUCUUCGGACCGACUGCCUUUUUCGUCUUUCAUUUGGUAAACCAGCGCUGCUCCCUGAAGGGUCAUGGGCCGUUAAUCUUCCUGACCCCUCGAUCACUGGCGUCGAUGAUGCGUCGACGCACUUCAUUCAAAUACACUUCCUGGCAUCGAUGCGUCUGACAUUAGUUGUCCUGAAAUACUUGGGCUGGGUGAAGGCUGAGUCCGAUCAGAAUGCAGCUACAUACGAUAGUUGGCUGGAUGAUCUCAUCACCGAAGUGGAAGCAAUCUUGGCUGACUGGAACGUUGAGGAGCUCAUGAGUAACACCAAAAAUCUUAUCGACACCUGGUUCUGUGCAGACAUUCUGUUCACAAGCUACAGGAUCAUUAUUGUCCUCUCACAGGCCAAGAGUUGCAAUCGGGACAGCUACCACUUGCCACGGCACACGGUAGACCUCGCCAGAAAGUCUCUGAAGGUGUUUCAAUCUCUCAUGGGUUCGACGGUGCGGUCAUUCUGGGGUAUCAGGUAA
Molecule: messenger RNA, 1326 nt
Organism: Aspergillus fischeri NRRL 181
Lineage: Eukaryota; Fungi; Ascomycota; Eurotiomycetes; Eurotiales; Aspergillaceae
Product: transcription factor domain-containing protein
Exons: 4
Coding region: 1-1326 (441 amino acids)
Biological process (GO): DNA-templated transcription
Molecular function (GO): zinc ion binding; DNA binding
Source: RefSeq, a predicted model, not a curated record